AUGAAUAAUACACUUACAAUGAAUUCUGAAAUGGAUAAUAAAACUAUUUGUCAACAAUAUUUUAAUUUAAAUGAAAUAACAUAUAUACCUGAUAUAUAUGAAUUGAAACAACAACCUAUAUUAGUUUUAACAGAUCAACAACAAUUACAAACUAUAACAUCAUUAUCAAAUUCUACACUUCAAAUAACUCAAUCAUCACAAAUUUCUGUAGAUGAUCAACAACAUCAAAUCACUUCACAUGUAUCUGAUUUAGAAUCAAUAAAUUCAAAUAAUAAUAAUAAUAAUUGCCAUAGUAACUAUAAUAAAAUCAAUAAUAUUACAAAAUUAUCAUUAAUACCUAUAAUUUCAAAUAAUUCAAUAAAUAAUAAAAAAAAUUUAUGGUUACUUCAACAAACUUCUGAUAAUUCAAUAAUAAAUUCAAAUAUAAAACGUCAUUUUAAACAUCGUGUAACAAUAAAUCAUCAUUCUAAUCAACAUCCUAUUUAUUAUUCACAUAAUAUAAAAUCUAAUAAAUUUGAAUAUAAUUCAUUUAGUGCUCCAUCUUCACUUAUAUCUAAUACAAUAGCUACAACAUAUUCACAAUUAAAAAAUGAAAAAAUUAAAGAGAAUAAACAAAUGAAUAAUGAACAAUUACAAUUAUUAUUACCUACAUUAUCAACAGUAAAUUUAACAAAUGAUAAUGUUCAAUAUGAUGAUUAUGAAAAUUGUUUAAAUCAUAAAUUUCUAAAUGAUUUAGAUAUUAAUUUAACUGAAAAUAAUAUUGUAAUUACUGAACCAAUACAAAUGACUGAUCAAUCAUUUACAAAUCAAUCAAUGACAAAUGAUUAUAAAGUGAAUUUAUUAACAUCUAAUGAAUGUCUUUCUUCUUCUUUAGAAAAUCAAAAAUUAGAUGAUUUACAAUAUAAUACUAAUCUUAAUAAUAGUAGUUAUAUUAAUUUAGAUAAUGGUAAUUGUCCAAUUCGUUCACAUUCAUUUUUUCAAUUACGUCAAUUAGAUUCUCUUAGUUCAACUGGAUCUUAUUCUAAACCUGAUACAGAUAUAUUAUAUCCUAUGAAUGGUUCAUUUAAUCAAUUAGCUAUUCGUGUUUCUUCAUCACCUAUAUCAAUUUGUAGUAAUAAUAACUUUUAUCAACAGAAUAAUUGUUUAGAAGAUCAAUAUAAUAAAACUACUUUUAAUGGUAACACUUAUGGCGGUAGUAGUAACAAAAACAGACGGAGUAAAUGCGAGAAAUAUAUCAGUCCGGACAAACACACUUGCAUUAGAUCAUAUUCAGCUAUGAGACAUCCAAAUGAAUGCAAUAUACGUGUAUUUCGUUCACCUCUCGAUGUCCUUUCACCGUGUAAAGGAAAACUUCGAUUGGAUAUAGAAUAUCAAAAUCAUUCAAUUAAAUUACACGUAAUUGAAGCCAAAGGACUUCGUACUACUAACAGUCAGAACUGCAACUCUUUCGUGAAAAUAAGUGCAUCUCCAGACAAAGGCGUUACAUUUGAACAAACUACUGAAAUAGUCGAAAACUCAGCAACACCACGUUAUAAUAAAGAAUUUUUGUUAAAUUUAAACAAAAUAAAGUAUUGUAAAAGAAUUCAUCUUGCAAUCUAUGCUCAAUCAACUAAAGAGUUAGACUGUGAAUUUCUUGGUGGAAUGUCCUUUGGAAUUCCCAGUAUACAAAACAAGAAACACAUCUCAGGUUGGUAUUAUUUAUUAGAUGAAAAAAUGUUUAAAAAGAAGCAUCUCAAAACUGCUUUAGAUCCUAUCACCAACUUUGAAAAUGUUUUAUGUGCAACAAAUGAAUUAAUUGUAUCAGAUAUAAUGAAAACCGAAGCUGUUACUGAUACUGUGACAACAAACACAUCAACAAAAAAUCAACAAAUUCCUAUUAUUCUAACAUCGAUGAAUGAAAAUGUCACACAUUCAAGUACAAAUGAAAUUCAUCCUAACAUAAAUCGUAAUUUUGCUAGUAAUAAACACGAUAUAAAUAAUCAUUGUUCCAGGGAAUUUCGUCCAGUAUUGUCACCUACUAACUUUAUGAUUUAUUCACAAAAUCUGCCUAAUACAUUGUUACCAUAUCAAAUUAAUAAUCCACCAGUUAAUUCACAUUUUCCACAAUUUUCAUCACCAGUUCCUAUACGAGCAAAUAUGUCAAUUCCAAAUACGAAUAAAGCUUUAAGUAAUAUGAGAAUAUUUCAAUUUCUUAUUCAAAAAGGUUCUAAGGGAUACGGAUUUACUUUAUGUGGUAAUUGUCCAGUUUACGUUAGCCAUGUGGAACCGGGUUCACCGGCAAUGCAGUGUGGAAUACAAGCUGGUGAUUUUAUAGUUGCAAUUGAUAAUAUAAAUGUCUCACGAUCUACAAGUAAUAGUGUUGUUCGCAUGUUCAGAAUGUCUCAGCAUCCUGUUCAUAUUACUAUUUCACGUCCUGUCCUGAUAAAACCUUGUAUGUCAACUACCAGUAAUGUACAUUCGACUAGUAGUAGAUCCUUUGGAAAUUUAAUUAAUAAAACAUGUUUUUCUGCACAUAAAAAGUUAUCAAAGGAAUCAACAAAAUUGAUUCAACCAACAAAUAUUUCAAAAGUGAGUCAUACUGAAUUUUUUUCAUCUUUACCAUAUCAUCAACAUCUUUAUGAUAUAUCUUCACUACCAUCAUCUUCAUUUAUAACAGUUCCAUUAACUUCAUCUUCAUUUAUUGACUAUUUAAAACAUUCUAGUUAUCUUAAUUCAUCGAAUUUACAUCACAAUUCCAAUUCAACAAUUUGUUCAUCUAUAAAUCAUUGUAUAAUACCGAAAUUCUCUAUUCCUCAAUCUAUUUCAUUACAUCAAACAAUGAAUGAACAAUUGGCUAGAUUAUAUCAAGACAAUUGUCAAAUAGCUGCUAUUCUAUCCCCUAAUCAAAAUAUUCCUCAUCAUAAUCAGGAACAACAACAACAACAACAUCAACAACAACAAAUAAAUGAUGUAGACGAUAUCGCUUUAGUUAGAAUACCAUGUAACGAAAAUUAUACAAAAUCUAAUAAACAUCAAAAUUAUGUUAAUAAUGAUAAAAAAAAUGAAUUUCAUCAAUUAUUUCCCCUUUUUUCCAAUGAAAAUUUCACUAAUCAUACCAGUUUCUAUAAUUGUCCAUCAAUGGAACAAUUAAAUCAAUAUCAAUCACAAUAUCCAAUGAAUAUGACGAUGAUGAUGAUGAUGAUGAUUAUGAUGACGAUGAAAGCACCAACUGUACAAUUAAGUUCAAAUCAAUUUCAUACUGCUGGUUUAAAAAAUUUUAAUGGUUGGUUGAAUCUUCUUGAAAUAAAAGAUUGA
Messenger RNA from Schistosoma margrebowiei, 3294 nucleotides. Lineage: Eukaryota; Metazoa; Platyhelminthes; Trematoda; Strigeidida; Schistosomatidae. The record is from the annotation of a GenBank genome assembly.